Pseudoliparis swirei is the source of this 1648-nucleotide messenger RNA. Its product is annotated as LON peptidase N-terminal domain and RING finger protein 2-like. The record is from RefSeq and is a predicted model, not a curated record. Lineage: Eukaryota; Metazoa; Chordata; Actinopteri; Perciformes; Liparidae. Bases 10 to 900 code for a protein of 296 amino acids. The transcript has 7 exons.
CAUGGAGACAUGGAGUGUUCCCUCUGCAUGAGGUUGUUCUACGAGCCGGUGGCCACGCCCUGUGGUCACACCUUCUGCCUGAAAUGUCUGGAGCGCUGCCUGGACCACAACUCCAACUGCCCCCUGUGCAAGGAGAACCUGUCUGAGUAUCUGGCCACUAGGGGCUACAGCAAGACCCUGUUGAUGGAGGAGGUGCUGCAGCGUUACCUAGGAGACGAGCUAGCAGAGAGGAAGAAGAUCCACGAGGAGGAGCUGAAGGAGCUGUCCAACCUGGAGCAGGAGGUGCCCAUCUUCGUGUGCACCAUGGCGUUCCCCACCAUCACCUGCCCGCUGCACGUGUUUGAGCCGCGCUACCGCCUCAUGAUCCGCCGCUCCAUGGAGACGGGCACCAGGCAGUUCGGCAUGUGCAUCGCCCACGAAGUCAAAGGGUUCGCCGACUACGGCUGCAUGCUGGAGGUGCGAGACGUGAAGUUCUUCCCUGACGGUCGCUCGGUGGUCGACACCAUCGGCGUGUCGCGGUUCAAGGUCCUCAGCCACGGACAGAGAGAUGGGUACCACACGGCCAAGAUCCACUACCUGGAAGACAGGAAGGUGGAGGGGGAGGGGCUAGUGGAGCUCCUGAAGCUGCACACCUCGGUGUACGACCAGGCCGCCCACUGGUUCACGUCCCUGAAGGACAACAUGAAGAGUCAGAUCCUGAGCCACUUCGGACUGCUGCCCAGCAGGGAGCCCGACCCACAGGCCAGUCCCAGUGGGCCGGCCUGGUGCUGGUGGCUCCUCGCCGUGCUGCCGCUGGAGAACCGAGCCCAGCUCACCAUCCUGGCCAUGACCUCCCUGAAGGACCGCCUCAUCGCCAUCCGCCGGGUCCUCGUCUUCGUCACGAGGAAGAGGCCGCGCUGACCGGGAGGCUCUGGGCGUCGCCUCGGCCGUCGGAGCGUUUCUUCUUCUGCUGAAACUCGAGUUGUUCUGUGGCGAGCGGCAACGAGACGAACCCGUGAACCACGAAGCGGCGUGCGGCGCCUCAGAGGACGUCGUUUCUUCUUCUCCUCCUACCUGCAUUUACCGAAUCCGUUUGGCGAGCUGCACGUGAGGCCAGCUGCUUCCCGAGGCAGCCAGAGGUCGCGUGCAGACGCCUGGAGGUCACCUGUAGCCUUCUCUGCCUGUGGGUUCAGGCAUCAAGGCGCCCUGCGGGGCUCGCCCCCCCCCCCCCCCCCCCGAGGCCUUUAAGUGUUUGAAGGAGCAUGUCAUGUGACCUCUUCUCCAGCGGCUCCACAGGGAGGCUCUCGCUACUCUGUGGAUGUUUACAUAUUCAUGACUUUAAUGACCAGUGGAGAGAAGCCAACGCUGGCCAGCAGGGGGCGAUCCUCUGCACGAGGUUCAUUCAGUCCUUUCUGGUCCAGUUAGUGAAGUCCAUGAAGCGGGCUUUGCGUUGGGGGCGGGGCGACUCGGUGAUGGACAGGUCUCUUUUACAAAGGUAUUGUUCUGAGGGUUGAAUUUGUUUUGGGGAGAAACACUGAAUGACCUUCAUGAGGUCACGUUCCUUCUGGAGGUCGUGACCCCUCUGGGGUCACAUCGUGCUGCGUGUCUCGGCUCUAGUUUUAAUGGGACAUCUUAUACCUUUCUUAUUGCAAAUAAAGUCUAAAUCAUA